AUGCCCGCAGCCACAGCCAGGCCUAAGCUGGGCAAGCUCUCCACCCCAGUGACGAGCACGUUUCCCUCCGAUAUACACUCAGCAAACACGGCCACUCCUAGGUCCGCUCUGUUCGCCUAUAAACCUGAUCCCAGCUACAUCAAGACGCCCAUUAGCCCGCCAUUGGCAUAUACCGAUUUCCUCUCAAAGGCUCUAUCACUCAACUCACCGGCUCUUGCACCGGGCGAGAUUUCUCCCGAUUCUGCGCCAACAUCUGCCGCUAGCGAUAAGUCGGAGACAUGCUCAACAGAUGGGCGUCCAUCUCCGGCUUCCAGCGCCGCCAGCAGCAAGCCCUCAUCACCAGCAUCGGCAAUGGCGGUUCCUCCAACUCCAUUCACGGCGCCGCUGCCCAUGUCCGCGCCUCCUACUGGGGCGAAUUGCUUUCCUAGCUUGAAGGUGCCGCCUAGUCCUGCUAUUUCCAACCUGGACUCGCCCUUGAGCUCAAGGCUCAUUGGCUCCCCAUUCAGCGCCCGAUCCAUCCACUCUGUGUUUGAUUGGGAUGCUGCUCUCAAGGCUCGCCUAGGAGAAGUGAAGAAGCAAAAGUCCUCACGGGUAAGUGUACGGCACAUCCGUGAGGUGGUGACAAGAACCGUCACUUACACCCCCAAAAUGGACCCCGCCCCCCGAGGCAAGCGACGGAAGGUGGAGUAA
Trichoderma harzianum CBS 226.95 is the source of this 690-nucleotide messenger RNA. RefSeq lists its product as hypothetical. NCBI's taxonomy places the organism in Eukaryota, Fungi, Ascomycota, Sordariomycetes, Hypocreales, Hypocreaceae. The transcript has a single exon. The record is from RefSeq and is a predicted model, not a curated record. Bases 1 to 690 code for a protein of 229 amino acids.